AUGCGAUAUCUUGGUGCUCCAGGUGUUGAAGUGAAGGUUGGCCAACCCCCGAAGGUCGAACUUGAUGUGGGCAGAGUUAUACAUAUUUCCCAGGCUGCAUUGGGUGAGGGAAAGAAAGAGAAGGGAAGUGAGCUUAUCCCCCUUUGUGUGAGGAUUAUUGGUGAUAAUUUCAUUGUGGGAUCACUUUCUGCAAAGAAUGUACCUCAAGUUUCUUUUGAUUUGGUGUUUGAGAAAGCAUUUGAACUUUGCCACAACUGGAAGAAUGGGAGUGUCUAUUUCUAUGGAUACUCAACGGACAACCCUUUUGUAUAUCCUUCUAAUUGUUUCAAUAUAGAUUCAGAAGAUGAGGAUGAAGAUGAAGAUGUCCCUUUGGCCAUACCUGAGAAUGCUGAGGAAGCAAAGCCAGCAGCAAAUAAGGCUAAAGCUUCUAAACCUGAAUCUUCUGCUAAGCCGAAGGUCACCGUAGAGCCAAAGAAAGAUGAGUCCAACGAAGAUGAUGAAACGGAAGAGGAUGAGGAUGAGGAUGAAUCCGAUGAUGAG
This is a messenger RNA of Thlaspi arvense, 540 nucleotides long. The record is from the annotation of a GenBank genome assembly. Lineage: Eukaryota; Viridiplantae; Streptophyta; Magnoliopsida; Brassicales; Brassicaceae.